CGUCGUUUGGUAGCUAAAGAGAAGUAUUUUUAAUACGAAAUGAUCGAAGAAGAGAAUAAUCCGAUAGAUUCGAAGAUACAAGACUUUCGAAAAUUGGCGAUAAACGAAUGACGCUUUGUGAGAAACGAGUAAUAUUAAUUUACUCGUUUGAUUCAACUUGAUUAAUAUUCGACUGUAUGAUUAAUCGUAAUAAUAUAUUUUAAAUGUUCAAGAAAAUGACUGAAACGCGUAUUCUAUCACGAAAUAGACUUGCCGCGUGCAAACAUCUAUUAUGUUAUAAAGUUUUCCAGAAAACCCACGAUAAGAUAAAGUAUUUUGAAGAAUAUAAUAAAAAAUAUCUGUAGCUAUUUUAUUGACGAGUAACAUACAUUCGUGUACUCUAAAGAUACAAAUCGAUAAUAAAAAGUUAAUAUCACAUAAAAUUAUGAACACAUUCGCCACUAUAAUGGAUACGAAUAAAUCGUAUUUUGUUCUUCAUACUUGUAUACGAUAUAUUAAAUAAUGCAAUAUACUUUUCAGAUUAGAUUACGAAUAUUCAGGAGCGAAUGUGUUGAAAGAUUAAAAAGUCGGAAAAUCGUAGUUUAGACACGAGUUUUAAUCGAAAAUAAUGACCUAUAUAUUGUAUAUGUAUAACGGGAAGAUAAUAACUAUCAGGAAACGCACGCAACAUAUGCUGUUUACCUUUUAACUUCGUGCAUAAAUUACGUCUGGUAGCAAUUAAAUUUAUGCACGUUUCGGACCAUUUCAAAUUCCUGUCGUGAUUCCAGGAUUUGUCCAAACUCGAUGCAUUACACGUUCGCUUCCGUACUCGCUUUCCGGCAUUUUAAAAUUUUGUUGGUCGAUUAUCGCGUCGCUCAAACGUAAUUUCCACGAUUAGAAGCAAUGAAACUAGGUCGUAAACAGAGGGUGCGUUCUCAUAUAAGUCUAAGGAAUAGCCAAGUGUGCGCUUGUACCCUGAGCACCAUCGGAACAAAUCGCUCUUCGUCCUGCUCCUCGACAAUUCUUCCGAGCCGAUUUAGGCCUCCGCCUUUUCGAUCUUUGGUUCUUUUUCGCGCCUGCUGUUCCACGUGUACCAUGCGGACUCCGGAGUUGUGCGUUUUCACUCUCUGGCUUUGCCUGCGCGUCUCUGUCCACGCAUUUCAGCAUAUUACGUUCAGAGACGCUUAUCCAUUUGCUGACAGUGAAAUGGCAGAAGUAUCGGACAGGGUAAUAUUCCCAGGAACAUUAUGGUGCGGAAAUGGUAACGCAGCAAAUGGAACGAACGAAUUAGGGGCAUGGAAGGAAACGGACGCAUGCUGCCGAACUCACGAUAUGUGUCCCGAUCUAAUCGAGGCUCACGGCUCUAAACACGGAUUAACUAAUCCCGCUGAUUAUACGAGGUUAAGCUGCGAGUGUGACGAAGAGUUCCGCCAUUGUCUUCACAAAUCGGGGGACACUGUUAGUGCCGCGCUUGUCGGGAGAACUUAUUUCACCUUUUUAAGAACGCAAUGCUUCCGAUUGGAUUAUCCUAUCGUUGGAUGCAAAGUCAAAUCCACCAUCUUAAGACGUUGUAAGGAGUACGAGUUCGAUAAAAAUGCUCCGAAGAAGUACCAGUGGUUCGACGUACUUGAGUACUAAGGAAAAUGUAACAAACCUUAAGAACGACAUCGAAUAUCUUCAAAAAUAUUAUAUUGUAACGAUAUUGUACCUAAACUUGUAAUAAAGCUGCAAAUUGGCUGCAUAAAAAUAAAUAUCCCACCCUAUAAAACUUACGACAUGGUGAAAAAGUUGAAUUCCUUUUACGCGCGUACCUCUCGUACGGAGGAAAAGGGUUGUAAAAAAAAGAAUGAAAAUUACAUCGGAACAGAAGAAGAGAGACGAAGCGAGAUGCGAUAUAUUUAAUAAUAAUGCGCUAUAUUUUCAAAGUUAAAUCAUGAAUAUUUCAACUCUGCGUCUAUGAUUCUGGAACUUAUUAAAAAACGCAACAAUAAAGAACAGAAGAAGAUAGUUUAGAUACGAGUUUAAUUAGAAAUAGUAACCUGUAUGUAGCUAUAGAUAACUUGAACCUUCCAUACGCGAAGUGCUUCGCAAAGUUUGCAAGUGCUCGAUCGAGUGGUUGUCUUUCGAUCUCUGAACCAAUGUAGCUCUUCUCGCAGCAUAUUUUCUCUCUGCCAAACAUUUAUCCGCGGUCGUGUUAACCGCAAGCCUGUCCCCGUUCCUAACUCUUAUCCAUUCGUCGUUACCAAUUUAAAUUAUUAUUUGG
Molecule: messenger RNA, 2242 nt
Organism: Bombus pyrosoma
Lineage: Eukaryota; Metazoa; Arthropoda; Insecta; Hymenoptera; Apidae
Gene: Pla2
Product: phospholipase A2
Exons: 4
Coding region: 883-1617 (244 amino acids)
Biological process (GO): arachidonate secretion; phospholipid metabolic process
Source: RefSeq, a predicted model, not a curated record